AUGCCGGGAGGGCGAAGAGAAACGAUUACGAUCAAAAGUUUCGGCCGAGAUCCGACUGCCAUCAAAGAACUUUUGCGGUCGAUCAAAGCAGACUACUUCGAACCAAAGCCUGGCAAGGUAGCGAUAUACGAAGCUUCGGGCGAUCAGGAGCCCAAGUGGGAGUUGGUCACAUCGCAGUCACGCGAUAUGUCUACCAUUGCCAUGGAUCAAGAGCAGAAACUGGCCGUAGUGAAGGACUUGAAAGACUUCCUGGAGCCGACUCAGUUCAAGUACUACUCUGAGCGAAGUAUUCCGUUUCGUCGCGGGUAUCUGUUCCAUGGGCCCCCAGGGACUGGGAAGACAUCUUUCUGCGUGGCCUUGGCCACUGAGUUUCAACUUGAUAUCUAUAUCAUAAGCGUUGGUGCGGUAGACGACAAGUCUCUUGGUAAGCUGUUUCGACUGCUUCCGAUGAGAUGCAUUGUACUGCUUGAGGAUAUCGAGACUCCUCAGAGUACACACAAACGCCCGCAGCCCCCUGAGCGACGUCAGGAACCACAACAAACGCAACAGGUCACCGACCUCACACGCUCGGGCCUUCUUAACAUACUCGAUGGCGCUGGGGCCCGACACGGACGUGUUUUGAUCAUGUCGACCAACCAUCGCAGCGAACUUGACCCCGCUAUCACCAGACCCGGGAGAGUGGAUAUGGAGGUCGCGUUUGCGUUGGCGAACCAGGAAACCGCGAGACAACUCUUUCGUUCCUUGAUCCUCACAGGCUCUUCCAUCACAGAAGAGUCCGCAAAUACCAAGACCGCCGACACGAGUCGUGACUUCGCAGCAGAAUUUGCAGAGAACAUUUCCGAGGGCGUGGUCUCUCAGGCAGAGUUGCAGGGGUAUCUGGUACGGAGGAGGCGUGAUCCGCAGGCUGCUGUGGAUGAAGUUUCUGCAUGGUUCAAAGAGAAAAGUGGUCUACUGAUAGACUGA
Colletotrichum tamarilloi is the source of this 963-nucleotide messenger RNA. RefSeq lists its product as uncharacterized. Gene Ontology annotation, cellular component: mitochondrial inner membrane. NCBI's taxonomy places the organism in Eukaryota, Fungi, Ascomycota, Sordariomycetes, Glomerellales, Glomerellaceae. The record is from RefSeq and is a predicted model, not a curated record. The coding region runs from base 1 to 963 and encodes 320 amino acids. The transcript has a single exon. Gene Ontology annotation, molecular function: ATP hydrolysis activity; ATP binding. Gene Ontology annotation, biological process: mitochondrial respiratory chain complex III assembly; protein insertion into mitochondrial inner membrane from matrix.